Messenger RNA from Mesorhabditis spiculigera, 1176 nucleotides. The record is from the annotation of a GenBank genome assembly. NCBI's taxonomy places the organism in Eukaryota, Metazoa, Nematoda, Chromadorea, Rhabditida, Rhabditidae.
AUGAUGACGACAACCACCGUCGAUACGAGCUAUUCGUACAUUUGCGUGUGUGACAAUACGUCACAAGUUGUCGCGGGCACCGGAUGCUCGAUUACGGGCUCCGACACGGAAGUGAAUUACGCUGGUUGUUCAUGUGCUGACGGGACGGAUAUCCAACCGAAGCAAGUAUCUGACUGCGAAGACCUGGAUGAAGACGGGGAAUGUGACGAAGCACAAGCAUUACGAUGUACGACACGAUACAUGUCGGAGAGCCUAUACAAAAUAUUCAAAUGGGCAUUUCUGGUGAUGUUUAUAUGGAUUACCGGAUGGGUGUUGGCCACGAUAUUUGUCAACAUCAAGCAUAAAAAUUCCGGGCACCACCGCUACAUCCAUCUUUUUGAGGAGAUUUCAAUUGUUUUAUUAUUUUUGACGAUGGUCGGGCUGCAGUUGUUCUUCAACAUCAAGCAGAAUCCCUGCAAACUCCUAAAAAUCCUCUCGCACCUCUUCAUGGUCGUCACUUGCGGCGCUUUCUUUUUCGAGGCCUGGUUUGCUAAUUCUCUGAUCAACGCGAAUUCCCUAAAAAACGGCAGCGUCCCGGCUUUCCUGAACUAUUUGCUGCCGGUCGUGAUGGGUGUCGUCGUUUCGCUACUUUCAUAUUUUGCGAAAAAGACGGAAUAUGCAUUGAGUGGAUUACACUGCUUGGCGCCGACAAAUGCUGAAAUCCUGUGGGCCUACUGUAUCCCGCCGUGGAUUCUGUUGAUGGCCGCGUCGUGGAAGGUGCAAACCGCCUUUCUGCAAUGCCGAAAAUUCGACCCGAAAAAGGCCGACGAAAAGCAGAUCUACUGGGCAUUCCGAUCAGCCCGUGCUCUUCCUCCAUUCGGAUGGCUUCUCUUUGGCAUCUAUAUGUCGAUGAUCUUCGGGAUGGACCAGCAAUUAUUCUGGGUUCUCGCGCUCGCCAUUGUGAUGAUGAUCAUCUACGGGCCGGCUAUAUUCUUCGUUCACACUUAUGGGCACAUUAAUACUCAAAAGCUCUACCACCCGAAAUGGUUUGGAUUCUACACGCCGUGCCCCCCAGAUCAGCCACGUCCAUCUUCACCCUCACUUUCUGAUGAUGAGAGUGAAUCCACGCCGUUGCCGGAUGAUCCGAAGAAAGAUCCCGAUGCUCCCCCACCGGCUCCUGGAGGUUUGGGAUUACGA